AUGGAUAACAGAGGACUAACUUACUUUCUGCUCGUUUUAACCAGCACCUGCAUUGCAAACAUAUCUUUGGCUAGCUCAGAGUUUACCAUGUCCAUUUUCACCGUGACAUCCAGGAGUAUUUCAGUCCGUUGGAGCAAACAUAUGGGUGCUCAUUCUUAUGAGAUCACUGCAACCCCCAAUUCAGCAUUAGGAGAAGCAGUGUUUGUAAGCUUCAACGAGGCCAUCAUCCUUGGAACUGUUAUUGGCUUGUUACCAGCAACCAUGUACACCAUCAAAGUGGAGGCCCUGGACUGGAGAGGAAGUGUACUUUCCCAAACACAAACACAACACCUAACAGCUCCAGAGAUCCCGUCUCAAGUUCAUGCUUAUUCAAAGACUAGCAGCAGCAUCACUGUAGACUGGUCAGCAGUUCCCAAUGCAAAUAGCUACAUAUUGAAAGCAAAGACUGGCAAUUUAAUCAUUGAAACAGAUGUCAUUGGAGAAACAGGGACUCUGACAGACCUGCAGCCUUUUACUUCAUACACCAUCUCUGUACAGUCUUCUAAUGCUGGAGGAACAAGCCAGCCUUCAGUACAUGUAAACACAAGAACAGUUUUGGCUGCACCUGUUAUCAAAGCAAUCUCGCCAGAUAGCCACACUAUAGAGAUUCGUUGGGACCCAAUCGUCAAUGCAAAAGAAUAUUCCAUUACCAUCAUGAGAAUAGACAGUGUGGGGAGCAAAAUAAAAAAGAACACAUCCUCUACUCAGCUGAUCUUCAUGAACCUGGAUGCAGGUGUUACAUACAAUAUAAUAGCUUAUGCUUUGGAUGCCAACGGUGUGCCUGGAGAUGACAGCAUGAUCAACCAAUUAACAAGGCCUCUUCCACCUCAGUUGGUCCGAGCUUCUCUGACUAGUAAUUCAUCAGGUGGGCUUCUGGAGGCUGUGGUCUCGUGGAAUCCUGUGACAGGCUCGCAGAAUUACACUGCUUCACCCAUUGAAAAAAGUCGCAACACAGUCCAAAACUGUACAUCAGCUUCUACGUCCUGCACUAUCUCGCCAGUCGACUGCAGCAAAAAGUAUAACAUCACGGUAAUUGCCAUCAACGAAGCAGGUCCUUCACUGCCUGCAAAUGCCACUGAAUUGACAACUGUCCCUUGUCCUCCACAUCUUAUAAGAAUCCGGGAGGUGCAUAUAGGUAAUCUGACAGUGUCUUGGGACCAAGUGUUCCUGACUGAUUACUACAUGACCUUUGUGAAAAGAGAUGAUGGCCUGGAGGUUAUGUGCAACACUACAUCAAGGAGCUGUGAUUUCCAGUCAGAAUGCGGGUUCACUUAUUUUAUCACUGUUUUUGCAUACAACAAAGUCGGUCAGAGUCUUGCAGGCGAAGUGUUAAAUUAUACAACAGCUCCCUGUUGCCCAGAAGAUGUGAAAGCUGUGUAUGUCUCAAGUGACACCAUUGAAGUGGAGUGGAGUCCAGUGCGUGGAGCUGAAAUUUAUGAAACAAAGGCACAAGAUGAGAGUACUGUGGUGCUCUGUAAUGACACUUCCUCAGUCUGUACAUUAUCUGGUUUGAACUGUAACACAGUCUACAAUAUUACUGUAUAUUCAUACAGUGAUGUCAGAAGGUACAAUUCCUCAUGUGGGAAAAGGGAGAUUACAACAGGACCGUGCACUCCUGAAAUUUUGGACAUCACAAAGGUGUCUCCAUCCACUAUUACUGUACUCUGGCAACCAAAUAAUGAAUAUGCCAGCUACACAGUGUUUGCCUCGGGAGAUAUUGGUGUCUGGUCUUGCAACAGCUCAGAGUAUUCUUGUAGUAUCGACGAUCUCCCCUGUGGAUCGACCUUCUCUGUCAGUGUAGUGGCUACAACUCCAGAAGGAAAGAGCUUACCCAGCUACAGCCAGCCUUUAGAAACAGCACCCUGCUGUCCUGAUAGCUUCACUGUUACACCAAUCACUCAAUCAAUGACCAACGUAAGCUGGUCUGGUGCAGUUGGAACAUCGUCUUUUACCACAAUCCUCAAAUCUUCUAAAGGAGAGGCUAAAUGCCACACAGGAGAAACUCACUGCCUUCUUGGUUGUAUGACGUGUAGCACCAACUACACAGUAUCUUUAAACGCCUUUAGUGUCACUGGUCUAUCAUCAGUCUGCAUAUAUCAAGGGUAUUCAUCCAGUGCUUGCUGCCCAUCUGGGGUUAGACUUUACAAUCUUGCAAACAAUGCUUUAAGAGUUUACUGGCGUGCCACUGCUGGCUCAGUGAGUUAUAUUGCAAAUGUUACUGGAUCAAACGCAAACUUCACCUGUUCCCCAUCACCUGGCGACACAUCCUGCGAUGUGACUGGGAUUUCCUGUGGGGACAUAUAUAAUGUGAUUGUCUCUCCAGUUUCUAUGGAUGGAUCAGUGGCUACAUUCUGUUCCAGAAAAACGUUUUCAGUUUCUUGUUCCAUGAAUUCAGGAGCAAUGGUAAUUUAUCGAGGGAAGAGGAGCUUAUCAUACUAGUAAAACCCAGAUAAGCAAGGACUACGAUGAACAAAAUAAGAUUAUUUCCACAGAAAUCAAACUGAAAUGAUUUUCUUCACAAUAUGCUUACUUUAGACUCUGGACUAUGUGUAAAUUACUUAGAUGCUUCCUGUUAAAUGCUGAGAAAGAAUAAUUUUGUUUUUUUAAAGU
This is a messenger RNA of Callorhinchus milii (elephant shark), 2649 nucleotides long. RefSeq names its product fibronectin type III domain-containing protein 7-like. The transcript is spliced from 14 exons. Gene Ontology annotation, molecular function: protein binding. NCBI's taxonomy places the organism in Eukaryota, Metazoa, Chordata, Chondrichthyes, Chimaeriformes, Callorhinchidae. The record is from RefSeq and is a predicted model, not a curated record. Bases 1 to 2478 code for a protein of 825 amino acids.